AUGGCGUUGACAUUGCUGAGACAUCGGCGUGUACAUCGAGACAACCAAGAUCUCCAGAGGGCCACAAGAGAAGCGCUGGCACUCAUUGGCUAUGUAGAUUCGGUCAAAGGUCGUGGGAUUAAGGUGCUUUCCAUUGAUGGCGGAGGAACAAGAGGCGUGGUGCCUCUACAAGUGCUAAAACUACUGGAAGCACAGACGGGCAAAAAGGUUCAUCAGCUCUUUGACUACAUUUGUGGUGUCAGCACAGGAGCUGUUUUAGCCUUCAUGCUCGGCCUGGCACAUUUUUCCCUAGAGGAGUGUACUGAAAUGUAUCGGCGUUUUGGCUCUGAAGUAUUCCGGCAAAACCGCUUGGUCGGCACUGUGAAAAUGGGUUGGAGUCACUCUUACUAUAACACAGAGACAUGGGAGGCCAUACUAAGAGAGAAGCUUGGUGAUCGAGUGCUCAUUAAAACAGUCAGAGAUGAGUCGAGUCCCAAGGUUUCAGCGGUCAGCGCUGUGGUCAAUUGGGGCAACAGUCCAAAGGCCUUCGUGUUCUGCAAUUACAACCACAAACCUGGAUCCCUGAGCCGCUACGCAGGAGGCUCCGGCUACUCAAUGUGGCAGGCAGUGCGAGCGUCAUCGGCUGCUCCGGGAUACUUCCAGGAAUUCCCAUUACAAAGCGACAUCCACCAGGAUGGAGGGAUUAUCAUGAACAACCCGUGUGCCUUAGCCGUGCAUGAGAGCAGACUCUUGUGGCCCAACCACGCAUUCCAGUGUGUGCUGUCACUCGGCACCGGUCGCUAUGACAAUGCUAAGAGAGGCCCUGUCACAUCCACCAGCUUGAGAGCCAAAAUAAGCAACCUGAUCAGCAGUGCCACCGACACUGAGGGAGUCCACACACUAUUGGAUGACCUGCUCCCCCCUGAUGUCUAUUUCCGCUUUAACCCAAUGCUGAGCGCUGAGGUGUCCCUCGACGAGAGCCGCCCAGAGGCUAUGGACCAAUUGGAGAUGGACACACAGGUUUACCUGGAGAGAAACCGCCUCAAACUGGUUCGACUGUGUUUGGUGCUCGGGGCGGAGCGUUCGGCUGUUAGCAAAACCAAAGACUGGAUCAGUGAAAGGGCCUGGGAGAUAAAGCACAGAUGGGUCUAG
Molecule: messenger RNA, 1131 nt
Organism: Nerophis lumbriciformis (worm pipefish)
Lineage: Eukaryota; Metazoa; Chordata; Actinopteri; Syngnathiformes; Syngnathidae
Source: RefSeq, a predicted model, not a curated record